Molecule: messenger RNA, 1179 nt
Organism: Solanum lycopersicum (tomato)
Lineage: Eukaryota; Viridiplantae; Streptophyta; Magnoliopsida; Solanales; Solanaceae
Source: RefSeq, a predicted model, not a curated record
AUGACAGAAGAUAAACCACUUGCUGCUCUACCAGCAAAUUCUACCUUGGCUCGGAUAAAAUCCAACAACAAAGAGAAGGCAAAUGAAUCUAAAGUCGAAAUCAUGGCUUGCAAAACUGCAAAAGAGGCUUGGGAUAGGUUGAUUGAAGAAUAUCAAGGCAGCGAUAGGACAUGUCAAAUCCAAGUUUUGAACCUGAAAAGAGAGUUUGAGUCCUUGAAUAUGCAGGAGGAUGAAAUUAUCAUUAGUAGUACAAAAUAUGAGCAAAUGAGAGCUGGUAUUUGUGCCUGUCCCAUCCAUUGGUCACAUCUUGUUUCGAUUUGCAAGUUUGUAGAGAAUUUGGUUAGUAGAGAUGAAAGGGUAUAUGUAACAAUUCUCAUUAUAAUAUCACCAUGGGAUGCCUACAUCAAGCGAUGCUUCCCACCUGCUUUUAGCGGAACUUUCCUUGAUCAAGUUAUUGACCCUUUUGUUAAAGAUCCAAUUAUAAGUAACAAGUCAUGGCCGGAUAUUGAUUCGAACCCGAAAAUUAUUGGAUUAGUUAGUGAUAUGUUUUGCACUUCAAUGAUUGAUGUAGCAAAUACACUUGACAUUCCUUCCUAUCUUUCUUUACUUCCGGUGCUGGUUUUCUUGGUUUCCUGCUUUAUCUGUCCGUUUGGCAUGACCAAUUUGGGAGAGAAUUUAAUCGAUCUGAUCCGAAACCAAAGCUUAGUAUCUGAUCCUCAAUUAACUCCAGUUUACACAGUAGGAUUUCUUCUUUACCUUGAGUCACAAAAUGCUAAAGGGAAUUCAAAAUCUGAAGAUGAAGAAAUCAUGAAAUGGCUAGACCAGCAACUACCUUCCUCUGUUCUUUUUCUGUGCUUUGGAAGCGCGGAGGAGAUAUCGCCGGAAGGGUUCUUGGAGAGGACAAAAGACAGAGGAAUAGUAUGUGGAUGGGCACCCCAAGUCAAUAUCUUGGCUCACAAAGCCAUUGGAGAAUUCGUAUCUCAUUGUGGAUGGAAUUCGACUAUGGAGAGUGCAGAGGAGAUGGAGAAAGUUAUAAGAAGCACAAUGGACAGCAAAAAUCUCCUGAGGAAGAGAGUCAAAGACAUGGAAGAGAUCUUCAGGAAGGAGUUGACCGAGGGUGGAUCUUCUUUCAUUUCUGUAGAACGAUUCGCUGAAACUAUUCUCGAUUCCUGUGAUUGA